CAACAUAUCGGAUUUUAGUGAUAGUCUGUGGCAAAUGACAAGCAUGGCUCUAACGGGGGGCCAUGCUGCCAUAGUGCCAGCGUCAACGACAAAUCAUCUGCCUCAUCAUCACAUACAGCAACAACAAUUACAACAGCGUGGUACUGUCGGUGGUCAUGUACAUGGUUUACAACCGACACAAAACGCGGCGAAAAAAGCACAACUUUAUAAUCAACAGCAACAACAACAACAACAACAGCUGCAACAACAUCAACUCGCUGUGACCACCACGAGCAAUAGUAGUCAACGUGAAACAAAUUCAAAACGGCCAGACACUACAGUUUCGAUAUCAACAAUGUACACACAAGCUGAAGAUGAUGUGAGCGAUGAUAAAGCUUCCACUUGUGGUACCGUACUAAUAUUUCUCUCUGUGGUUUUGGUAAUACUAACGCUACCGUUUAGUUUGUUUGUAUGUUUCAAGGUGGUGCAGGAAUAUGAGCGAGCUGUUAUAUUUCGUUUGGGUCGUUUAAUGCAAGGCGGUGCCAAAGGCCCGGGUAUAUUUUUUAUAUUGCCGUGUAUAGAUUCUUAUGCACGUGUGGAUUUACGUACACGUACUUAUGAUGUACCACCGCAAGAGGUUUUAACAAAGGAUAGUGUGACAGUAUCGGUGGAUGCAGUGGUUUACUAUCGCGUUUCGAAUGCGACAGUUUCUAUAGCGAACGUGGAGAAUGCUCAUCAUUCGACAAGACUAUUGGCACAGACUACUCUACGAAACACAAUGGGAACUCGGCAUUUGCAUGAGAUACUCAGCGAACGUGUCUCCAUAUCGGGUACAAUGCAGCUACAAUUGGAUGAAGCAACUGAUGCAUGGGGCAUUAAAGUAGAACGUGUAGAGAUAAAGGAUGUGCGUUUACCGGUACAAUUACAACGCGCCAUGGCUGCGGAAGCUGAAGCCGCCCGCGAGGCUAGAGCCAAAGUUAUCGCUGCCGAGGGUGAACAGAAAGCUUCACGGGCUCUAAGAGAAGCAUCUGAAGUUAUAGGUGAUUCACCGGCUGCUCUCCAAUUAAGAUAUUUACAGACUUUGAGUGCGAUUUCGGCUGAAAAAAACUCAACUAUAGUAUUUCCUUUGCCCAUUGACUUGAUAACGUAUUUUCUAAAAACGAAUGAUGCUCAGACACAAAAGAAUGCAAAAGCCGCUGCCGCGGCAAUGGCUCAACAGGAGAAGCAUGAACAGCAGGAAGAGCAGAGAAAACAGCAAGAACAACAAAAACGACAACAACAAAAGCAGCCAAAGUCUGCCACAGUGUUAUAUUCGGAUGUUAAGCAACCGCCUAAAACGCAAGAAACUUCUAUAACAGUAGCAACUUUAUCAGAGCAUCAACAAUCGACGGCUAUGUAAGGGUUAAAUAACCUCACACUCGUGCACGUAAAUCGUGCAACUAAUUUAAGAGAAGCAAACUUUAAUAUCAAAAAGCAGCAAAAAAAAAAAAAAAAAAAAAAAAAAAA
Molecule: messenger RNA, 1485 nt
Organism: Glossina fuscipes
Lineage: Eukaryota; Metazoa; Arthropoda; Insecta; Diptera; Glossinidae
Product: band 7 protein AGAP004871-like
Exons: 8
Coding region: 35-1378 (447 amino acids)
Cellular component (GO): plasma membrane
Source: RefSeq, a predicted model, not a curated record